AUGGCAGCGCGGCGAGCCGGAGCGAACCCCACGGGGCCCCACGCCAGCGAGGGACACCUCGAGGGAAAAGUCAGCGAGGGCAGCGGCGGCAGCGUGAUCGUCGACCGGAGGGGCGCCGCGGACUCCCACGGCCUCGCCCACGCCCUCAGAGACAGCCACUCACGCGCGCUCGGAAAACACACUGACGCCGAGCCGCCCGCCAUGCUGGGUGGCAGAGACAGCCUCGGCAGAGGCCUCGGGCGGGCGCCCCUUGGCCCGCCGCCCCUCGCCCACCCGCCGCUGGGGGGGCCCGCGCCCCUGGGGGGCAUCGGGUCCAUGGGCGGAGGCAGGAUUCCCCCGCUGGGAGGCCAGCACACGCCCCUGGCGCCCAUCGCGGCGGCCGGGCGCAGCGCCCCCCACGCCGCCCAGCUGGCCCCGCUGAAGCCGCUGGCGCCGCCCGCCGCGCAGAGGAGCGCCGAGAGGGACGGCCGCGCCGGGAUGGCUCCCUUGAAGAAACAGGAUCGCCUGCAGGGCCCGAGGAAGGAGGCGGAGGACACCAGAGGAGGCGAAGGAAGAGGAGGAGGAGGAGGAGGAGGAAGGGCGCUAAUAGGAGGAGGAGGAGGAGGAGGAAGGACGCUAGGAGGUGGUGGAGGAGAAGGAAGGACGCUAAUAGGAGGAGGAGGAAGAGAAUCCGCGAUAGACAUUGGGCCGCCUCCGAAGUCGAUCCUGAAGGGCCCCGUCUUGGCUCGUGCAGGAGGAGCAGCAGCAGCAGUUGGAGGAGGGCGAGGAGGAGGACGAGGAGGACCGGGCCAGCCAGCACCUGCUCAAGUCUAUCCACGAACCAAGACCCCUUCCAUGACCAGCUCUACCCUCCGUUGCGCCUUUUACAGCGGUUCUUCCCUUUACAUCUUGACUGGGGCUCGCUACCAAGGUCUAGUUAUCUAA
Messenger RNA from Penaeus chinensis, 924 nucleotides. Its product is annotated as translation initiation factor IF-2-like. The coding region runs from base 1 to 924 and encodes 307 amino acids. NCBI's taxonomy places the organism in Eukaryota, Metazoa, Arthropoda, Malacostraca, Decapoda, Penaeidae. The record is from RefSeq and is a predicted model, not a curated record. The transcript is spliced from 4 exons.